Messenger RNA from Klebsormidium nitens, 3043 nucleotides. Lineage: Eukaryota; Viridiplantae; Streptophyta; Klebsormidiophyceae; Klebsormidiales; Klebsormidiaceae. The record is from the annotation of a GenBank genome assembly.
CCGAACUUCAUUUGGCUUGCUGUGCCAAAUGUUGCUGCCGCCAUCCGACGCAGCCUGCAGCCUCAGGGAACGUUCAGUGAAGGGAGGAGCACAAUGAUCACAAGAAGGCUGGAUUUGUCCACUAACUGUCUCUCUCAAGGGUGGUGCAGCCCGCUGCAUUGCUGAUUGAGUCUGACGGAUAGUCCUCUUCCGGGUGUCGAAGUUGGUGCUUCAGGAGUCGUCAAGGAGCCCUUGAGAGAAGCAACCGUCGCCGAUGUUCAAGAAAGUCUUACUGUCCUGCAGAGGAGCUCAAGUAUGCAUUGGUGUGAAGGUUCUCUUUAAUAACCAAAGAGAUAGCUGCCAAGACUGCGGGAAACUCUUAAUGAAGGUCUCAUACCGAGUAAAGAUGAAAACUUUCUGUUCCAAAAAUCAGAAUUUUUGAGCAUCAGUUGGGGACCUGACCAGGAGUUGACUCACGUCAUCGGAGAGCGAGCCUCCAUACAAAGCGCAAUGGACCCUGAGAACGGCAUUCAUGCUGCACACACUGCAAAUGGUGCGCACGAGGCCCAUGCCGCGCUCGAAAUGCAGGCGCCCCAUGGAGAUGCGGCGGCGCACGACUUGGAGAAGGGCCACUCUCGCAAGCUGAAGGACGCCACACUCAGCCUCUCGGCACAGACGGUGCGGGUGUCUCUGGAGUGGCGGCAGCUCAACUACAGCAUAGUGGUCAAGAAGGGCAAGGGGAAGGCCGAGGAGGGCAAGGUCACGAAGCGCAUCCUUAAGAACCUCUCAGGGACGGUGCGGGCGGGGACCUUUGUGGCGAUCAUGGGGCCCACGGGGAGCGGGAAGACCAGCUUGCUGAAUGCGCUGGCGGGGCGGCUGCAGCGGGUGGGCACUUUGGACGGAGAGAUCCUGGUGAACGGCAAGCCGAGGGAGAAUACAUUCAAGCGCAUCACUGCAUAUGUGAUGCAAGACGACGUCCUCUACAGCAGCUUGACGGUUCAGGAGACGCUCACGACCGCUGCGCUGCUGCGGCUGCCCAGCAAGAUGUCCCCCCAAAAGAAGAUGGAGCGCGUGGACUCGAUUGUGAGUGAGCUGGGGCUGGGCAAGGCGCGCAACACGAUAAUCGGGAAUGCGUUCCGGCGAGGGGUCAGCGGCGGCGAGCGCAAGCGGGCCAACAUCGCUGUGGAGAUGCUCUCCAACCCGUCCAUGAUCUUUCUGGACGAGCCAACGAGUGGGCUGGACAGUUUCCAGGCGUUGAAUGUGAUGAGCAGCCUGGGCGCGCUGGCCGACAAGGGCCGCACCAUCAUCUCCACCAUCCACCAGCCUCGCAGCAGCAUCUACGCACUGUUUGAGGACCUCCUGUUGCUCUCCGAAGGAGAGAUGAUCUACUUCGGGCCGGCCAGCCAGGCCGUUGCAUACUUCGACUCCAAAGGCCUCACGUGCCCACAGCAUUUCAAUCCAGCCGACUUUUUCAUGGACAAGAUCUCGCUCGACUCCCGGGACCCCGAGCGCGAGAAGGAGAGCACCGGGCGCGUCAAGAUGCUGCAGGCCGAGUGGCAAAAGAACCUGCCUGAGGUCACUCCGGCGGGCGCUGACGUCACCAAGGGUGACCUCAGCAAGGGUCUGGAGGACUCGAGCCUGGGCAAGUACGCCAGCAGUUGGAUCCUCCAGUUCCGGGUGCUCCUUUGGCGGGCCUUCAUCCAGACCAGCAGGGACCGCCUGCCGCUCAUGAUUGCGCUCGUCCAGAGCAUAGUGAUGUCGUGCAUCGUGGGCGCGCUCUUCUCGACCGUCGGCAACGACCAGAAGGCCCUGCAGAACCGGACGGGGGUCAUCUUCUUCACCACUAUCUUUGUGGCGUUCAACGGAGUGUUCCAAAUGAUCACGACAUUCCCGGUGGAGCGGGCCGUCAUUGCCCGCGAGAGAGCCGCCAAUGCAUACCGGGUCUCCGCUUUCUACCCCGCCAAGGUUAUUGCGGAGUGGCCGCUGCGCGUGAUUGCCACCAUCAUUUUCGUGACGGUGGUCUACUGGAUCGUCGGCUUCCAGCACGACGCCGGCAAGUUCUUCCGCUACCUCCUCAUCGGCAUCUGGGAAUUCACCGCCAUGAACGGCGUCGGCCUGCUGGUGUCAGCGAUCGCGCCCACUCCGCCGGUGGCUCUCGCGCUGGGCCCGCUGGUGACCGUUAUCUGCAUGCUCUUCGGCGGCUUCUACAUUAACCUGAACAGCAUCCCCGUCGCGCUGCGCUGGAUCAGCAACCUGUCGCCCAUCAAGUGGGCCUUCAUCGGUUUCUCUAUCAACGAGCUCGAAGGCCGGAGCUUCAGCGGGUGCGCGAACGUCACUGAGUCGACCUGCUACAGCACCGGGGACAAGUACCUCCGGUACCUGUCCAUCGAGGACUACACGGUGUGGGAGUCCAUUGGCUACCAGACGAUCGUCAUGAUUGGCGCCCACUUCCUGGCGUACAUCACUCUACGUUAUAAUCGGGUGCGGUAUCAGCCCCUAACGGCGAUCAAGAAAAAGCAGUAGGAGUGCUGCUUUAUCUACGUAAUAGUAGGACAGGUUUGCUUUGGGCCGGCACUGUAAAUACGCUCCUUACUAGUGGUGCUUCAGCAGGCAAAGUAAAGCGGUUUGCAAGGGUCGCUUUCUAGAAAUCAUGGGCGGUCCGAAUGAAGGUAACCGUGGUCAUCUAACACGUCUAAGUGCAUUGGAUAAAGUGUCCCAGGUUGGUGUACGGUAGGCUGGAGGUCCGCGACCUCUAUACUAAUUCUGGGCAAAGUUGAGCUGAUAGAUUGCCAAGCCCAUCUCGCUGAUUGGAGUAUGGCCAGGACCAUCGCCCGGUUAGAGAUGCAGAGCUCCAAUCGGUAAUCUAAUAUUUGUGUUGACUGUCACUUUUGUCCGAUAGAGUCCGAAACAUCUCAAGUUAACCGAUUUAUCUGCUAGCGUAAUUGGACUCAAGCUCAACUCUGAUGAUCGAUCCUUCUGAUUACGAAGCGACUCCUUGUCCACUACUCAAAAUAGAGUCACAGAUCUUAGGAUCCGUCCAACGGUUUGAUAAGUUCAAUAUGGG